UUUAGUUUCUAUUAAUAUCAGCACACAUUUACAUUUGUAGAGUUAUUAUUGUUUUUUAAAUUGAAAAUGUUACCCGUUUAUCUGCAGUACGAAAUGGAUCGUCAAAAUUUAGUCACGUUUCUUAGUCCCUACAAAUCUCGCCCAUGGAUGAUCAAUAGUGGUGCUGCAGCGCCAAGCGGGGGGCAGAAAGGUCUGAAAGGAAUCAUUGCCGGAGGUAUUACUGGCGGCAUUGAGAUCUGCAUAACAUAUCCCACCGAAUACGUGAAGACACAGCUGCAGCUGGACGAGAAGGGUGCAAACAAGAAGUACAAUGGAAUUGCCGAUUGUGUAAAGAAGACUGUGGCCACAAAUGGCUUCUUUGGACUGUACCGUGGUCUGAGUGUGCUCCUCUACGGCAGCAUCCCCAAGUCAGCAGCCAGAUUUGGGGCCUUUGAAUUUAUGAAAACACAUGUCAGCGACUCCAAGGGACAACUGACCGCUGGUGGAAAGCUUUUCUGUGGCCUGGGAGCUGGUGUCUGUGAGGCUGUUCUGGCGGUGACGCCCAUGGAAACAAUCAAGGUGAAGUUCAUCAACGAUCUGCGCAGUCCGAAUCCCAAAUUCAAGGGCUUCGCUCAUGGCGUUGGUCAAAUUAUUAAGGCGGAGGGCAUCAGUGGCAUCUACAAGGGUCUGACUCCGACCAUCUUGAAACAAGGCUCGAAUCAAGCCAUUCGCUUCUUUGUCGUCGAAUCACUAAGGGAUCUGUACAAGGGCGAUGACAUCAACAAGCCAGUGCCCAAGUUGGUUGUGGGUGUCUUUGGUGCAAUUGCUGGAGCGGCUUCCGUGUUUGGCAACACGCCCUUGGAUGUGGUGAAGACUCGUAUGCAGGGCCUGGACGCUGCGAAGUACAAGAACACUGCAGAUUGUGCAAUGCAAAUUCUGAAGAACGAGGGACUUCCCGCCUUCUACAAGGGCACAGUGCCCCGAUUAGGUCGCGUGUGCCUGGAUGUGGCGAUAACGUUCAUGAUUUAUGACUCCUUUAUGGAUCUCUUUAACAAGGUCUGGAAGGAUUAAAUCACAUCACAUCAGAUCGGAUCAGAUCAGAUCAGACUGGCUCUUAGUUUCUAGGUAUAGGUAUCGCUGUGCAUGUUACGUUCACCUAAAUUUGACCUAGUCAACUGUUGCUAUAGUUGAUAACUGACACUCUUAUACAGACACACAUAACAGGUACGAGUACACUGGCAAACAUAUUCCAUGAUAGCAUUUUUUUUAUCUUACGUUUAUUGCGUAUCACAAAUUGUAUGUUGAGCAUUUUAGGAUCGAUUUGUAUAUAGUCAAUGUCAUAUGUUGUUUAAAAUCUGAGAAAAGUGUAAUCGAAAUCAAUAAAUAAUAGUAACGUGUUUAUAAAUUA
This is a messenger RNA of Drosophila nasuta, 1387 nucleotides long. It is a transcript of the gene sea, whose product is annotated as mitochondrial citrate transporter scheggia. Gene Ontology annotation, cellular component: mitochondrion. NCBI's taxonomy places the organism in Eukaryota, Metazoa, Arthropoda, Insecta, Diptera, Drosophilidae. Gene Ontology annotation, biological process: mitochondrial citrate transmembrane transport. Gene Ontology annotation, molecular function: citrate secondary active transmembrane transporter activity. The record is from RefSeq and is a predicted model, not a curated record.